Molecule: messenger RNA, 3953 nt
Organism: Periophthalmus magnuspinnatus
Lineage: Eukaryota; Metazoa; Chordata; Actinopteri; Gobiiformes; Gobiidae
Gene: prdm11
Product: PR domain containing 11
Exons: 7
Coding region: 165-3239 (1024 amino acids)
Molecular function (GO): protein binding
Source: RefSeq, a predicted model, not a curated record
UGUGAUAAAAAUGGUGGCCAGUGCUCGGGGAGGCGACUGAGUCCUCUUGGCUAGAAGCUUUUUGCCUUUUCCACAGUGGAAAGUUUGGCUCCGAGUCCGCGGUGCAGAGAGCAGCGGUGAGCGGCUGGAGUGGACGCAGAGCUGCAGUGGACCAUGGUUCUAUCAUGAGUGAGCAGCCCCUGGACCUUUGGUUCUGUGAGCAGUGCCAGCUCCCCUUCGCUGACCACUGUCCCACCCACGGGCCGCCUGUGCUGGUUCGGGACACUGCGGUGCCUCUGGGGACUGUGGGUAGGGCCUCUCUCACGCCCCCUGCUGGUAUAGAGAUCUUCACUGAGGGGCAGGAGGUGGACGUCCGCUGCACCGGCCCUGGGUUUCCUCUAGGGGCAGUGUUUGGGCCCUACGAGGGCGAGCUGGUGACUAAAGACAGGUCAUCUGGCUUUUUCUCAUGGAUUAUCGUUGAUUCGAACAACACUUAUCAGUCAAUCGAUGGAAGUGAUGAGACCAAAGCAAACUGGAUGAGGUUUGUGCGCACUUCUUCAGAUGACAGUGAAAGAAACCUCACGGCCUUCCAGCGUGGUAAACAGAUCUACUUCAGAGUGUGUCGCCCCCUUGUGGCCGGAGAGAGGCUCAGAGUGUGGUACAGUUCAAAGUAUAUCCAGAGACUGCACAGUGUGUCCCAGGAAAAAAUCAACCAAAGACUAAAGACAGGUCCUGAAGUCUCAUCCAACUUAAAAACAAGGGAGGACUCAGAAGACCAGCCUCCUGCAAAGAGGAAGAAAAUUGACCUGAUUUUUAAAGACGUUCUGGAGGAAAAGUGUAAAGUCCCACUGCACACGCUGACCCUGAACACAUCAGACACAUGUAAAAUCCCACCGCAGAGCCAGGCCUUGAACACAGCACAAGACGGUGGUUCAUGUGGGCUGGUUUUGAAGCAGGAACCAGAGGAACCAUCAACGUCUUUCUGUCCGAACUGCGUGAAGCUUAAACGGAGGGUUGCUGAGCUGGAGGCGGAGAUAGAACGUCUUCGGGGGCAACAGGCCACUCCAACAAAUGACCAGACCCCACCGCCGUGUAUCGAACAGGCACCUGUUGAAGAGUACCAAGCGAUGGAGUCUCUAACACCGUCUCAAGUUGUUUUUGAAGAAGACGAGCAGGACUUGGACUCUGCUGAUGAAUCCAUGUCCACAGACCUGGUCAUCUCCCCAGACGACUCUUCCAAAAUCCCCUGUGCAGGCGGUCGACGAAUAAGACGCUUUAAACAGGAGUGGCUCAAAAAGUUCUGGUUCCUUCGAUAUUCCCAAACACGCAACGAAAUGUGGUGCCAUGUUUGCCGCCAAUACACCGUGCAAUCCUCACGGACUUCUGCUUUCAUAGUUGGUUCGAGACAGUUCAAAAUCCACACUAUUAAACUCCACAGCCAGAGCAACUUGCACAAGAAAUGCCUGCAGCUUUACAAACUGAGAAUGCAUCCGGAAAAGACAGAAGAAAUGUGCAAAAAUAUGACGUUGUUGUUCAAUUCGGCAUAUCAUUUGGCUUCGGAAGGACGGUCAUAUUCGGAACUGCGAUCAUUGGCAGAGCUACUGAAGAAAUGCGAACUUAAACUAGUCGAUCAAUACAUGAAUGAGGGAGAUUGCCAAAUACUCAUUCACCACAUUGCAAGAGCAUUAAGGGAAGAUUUAGCUGAGAAAAUGCGACUGUCACCAUUUUUAAGUGUCAUUAUGGAUGCACAAAACAACGAUUUGUUUUCGGACACGGUAGCGGUUUACGUCCAGUUGUUGACAAACGAUGGUUCACCCAAUACCGAACUUCUGUCACUGCAAAGAUUGUCGAUUGCGAAUGUUGAGGGCUGUCUCCAAGCAUUAGAGCAAGCUUUUAGUGUUACUGGGUUGCAGUUUCAGGAGUUGUUAGUGGUCGGAUUUGGAGUAGAUGGAGCGAAUAUUUCUUUAGCGACCAGAGCGGAUUUGUACAUUGCUUUGCAGAAGAUAUUCCCAUGGAUUUUGUGCCUUCCUAUUAUGAUAAGUCGACCACAUUUGGAAAUUCUGGAUGCAAUUAGUGGCAAAGAGCUGUCCUGUUUGGAAGACUUGGAAAACAAUCUUAAACAGUUGCUGAGUUUCUAUCGUUACUCUCCUCGAAUGAUGUCGGAGCUUAGGGACGCGGCACCAACUCUGUCUGAAGAAACCGAAUUUCUGGGCGAUAUUCGAGCAAUUCGUUGGAUCAUCGGUGAACCAAAUGUGCUUAAUGCUCUCAUAAAAGAUUAUUUUGAAGUUGUCUCUCACUUGAAAGAAAUUAGCACACAAACGCAAGGUGCCGACGCUUCUGCCAUUGCUUUAUCGCUUCUACAGUUUCUGUUAGAUUACCAAUCAGUCAAACUAAUGUACUUUAUGUUAGAUAUCAUUGCUGUAUUGUCGAGAUUGGCUCUAACAUUUCAAAGCAAUGUCGUACUGGUGUCCAAAGUGGAAAAUAAAAUUGAAGAAGCCAUUCAGGACAUAGGGUUGCUUAGCAAUUCCCCAGGUGAGUACCUCCAAGAAUUUGAAGACAACUUUCGAGAUAGUUUUAAUGGAGUGGAUCUGAAAAACUUGCUUGUCGCAGAAUCAAAAUUUCAAUCAAUUCGUGAAAAGAUUUGCAACAAAAGUCAAGUUACCUUGAGUCAACAUCUAGAAUCACAAAGUUGUUCAUUUGUCAAAGCGUGCAAAGUGUUUGACUUGUCUGCAUGGCCUGAAAAUAUGGAGGAAUUGCACACUUUUGGAGAGGAGGAAAUUCAGAUAAUUUGUGGACAUCUGAAGACAUUUCCCUCAUUUAGACAAGAGCUAUCCUGUUCUGAAGCUAGGAACAAUAUAACAUGCGAAUGGCAAGGGUUAAAGUUCAACUACAAUUCGAGCGGUUUUAAAGAUAUCAUCAGUCACAUCUGCACAAACAAGCAUCGUUACCAGAUCCUAAGUAGAGUCGCUCAGUUCAUAAAAGUUCUCCCCAGUACAACAGUUUGCUGUGAAAAGGGACGUGCGGCUAUGCUAAAGACUGGAAGAAACAAUAGACCCAGGUUAACAUUGGAGCAGAUGAACGAUAUGCUAACACUAGCAGUGAACGGGCCGCCAAUAGCUAGUUUCGAUGCUAAAAGAGCGCUAGACAGUUGGUUUGAGGAGAAAUCAGGCCAGAGUGACGCAAUUUCGACUGCGAUGGUGGUGAAGAUGAUGGACGAUAAACAACAUAGCAACGAAACAGAAUUUUACCCAGACAUUUAGAGAAGUGAGUACUACAUUCUAUUAGGUACAUCCCAUAGACUGUAUGUAUAAAUGGACAUAGCAGUCCCGCUGGCCGCCGCGUUCCCAAUAGGAAGUGAGCACGGGGACAUUCGGCUCCACUGACGCUGGCUCCAAUUCACUUUCUAUUGAAAAAGCGUCGCCCUCUCUCUAUUACUGCUGCUGUCAGAUUAAAUUUUGGUCUCAAAAUGUCAGUUUUACCCGACUUCGCACGAUCCUGGGGUUUUUAUUGUGAUAUUUUGUCUGUAAAUAAAGAUAUGAACAUUAAUAACCACCCAAUCAGGUGCCUUCAUUCCCUGAAGUCAUUCUCGCUAGUGUUAGCAACAGGUUUGAUUGACAGGGUUGCUAAGUGGGAAGGGGUGCCAUUUUCAACACUCUGGCUCCUGAUUAUUUUUUUGGUUGCUAUGAUACACACGAUUGGAUUUCUACAUAUUGAUCUUGGCUCCAGAUUAGUUGCUAUAACUGCUAGCCUUGACUGACUUCAUUUGGCUUAUAUAUAUAAAGGUCCAUAAAAGCAUGUCAUUAUAUCAUUCUGCAUUAAUAUAAAGUGUAAUUUCAUGCCAAACUUAAGCUUUGCCUUACUUGUACAAGGGGAUUGAUAGACUGAAUGUAAUGUUGAAAAUGAUAAACCAAAAGAGACUGUUGAACUGGCUUAUCACUGCUCCAUGUCUUUCAAUAAAACAGUACAAAUAUCAG